This is a messenger RNA of Zeugodacus cucurbitae (melon fly), 1296 nucleotides long. RefSeq lists its product as uncharacterized. Lineage: Eukaryota; Metazoa; Arthropoda; Insecta; Diptera; Tephritidae. The transcript has 4 exons. The record is from RefSeq and is a predicted model, not a curated record. The coding region runs from base 321 to 974 and encodes 217 amino acids.
CUACUGACGACUGUAGUCUAUCUGCUGGCCUUCCCCCUAGUAGUAACGUGUAAUAUUUGUGUGCGAAAUAAAUUUCAAAGAAAUCGUAUGCAUUUAACUAAAUAUAUAUACAUAUGUAUAUACUUAAAAAUGUAAUUUAAAACAGCAAUUUUCGGGUGAAAUUCUUUUUUUAUUAACUCUCUUAUUUGCUUAUCAGCCGAAAAAUAUGAGUUGAGGUGAAACGUUGAAGCGGCUUGUCGUGAAGAAAUCAAAAAUCUAAAAAAAAAAACAACAACAACACACAACAACGGAAAAAAACUUAAAAGAGAUAAGACACGAAAAUGGUGUACUCCAUACAGAACUCGGAGACAGGUGAACUGCAUUAUAUACAUCGCGAUUUGACCGAUAUAAGACAACAAGUUUUGGACUUGGAAACUGGUGAACCUUUAAAUGGCACAGAAGUAAAGGUGCGCUAUGUGAAGCAUAAUAAUUUUCAAAUACCGAAGCGGUAUCUGUGUGACGCUAACGACAAAGAAGCGGAGGAGGUGGAGACAGCCAUUUACAAUGGCGAAAGCACAACAACCGCCACAACUACAGAUAAUGCAACGGAAGAGCAGUCUCGACAAUCGUAUAAGAAAGAGGAUUUCAUCAAAAUGGACGGUGUGAAAAAUGAUAUCAUUUUUGGCUAUCAAAAGGAGACUUAUCAAAUAUUUCUUAUACCGACCUUAUUUUGCUUCUCCAUUGGCUUAUGUUUUAUAUUGCUUGUGAUCGAGGGGUUUCUACACUGUUGGGUACAUAAGAAAAACUCAUUGAACACUAGUAAAAUAUAUUACUUUCGCAGUCCACUGCAUUUGCUGACGUCACAAUUUUGUGCGAUUUGUCGCAGUGAGAAUGAAAUGAAGAAAAUCGAAAUUUUCCAAGCGUUGAAUAAGCAAAUGCUACAAGCGGCUAAACAAUCGAAAACUUUAAAAGAUAUGAGCAAAGUUAUAACCUAGAUAUGUGUGCUGGACUUCAGCGUAUGAUGCCGUUAGACGUAGCAAGUGAAAUGCUUUCGGAAAGUCGGUGCUAAAUUUUGAAAAAUUUACGGAAAGGCAUCGAGAGAUCAUAAUUUAUAUAAAGGAUUAAUUAUAUUGAAAUUUAUGAAUUUCUGAAAUUGAUUCUAUUUAACCGUUUUACAAAAACAAUAAGACCAUAUUCAUAUGAGAUAUCAAUACUCCUUGACAGCUAAAUGAAAGCAAUUUACUUGCCACAUCUCUAUAUAAUUUUAUUAUUUAUACUACACUUUAUUAAAUAAAUCGAUAAUUUCAUUGAAAAGGA